Ectocarpus sp. CCAP 1310/34 is the source of this 388-nucleotide messenger RNA. NCBI's taxonomy places the organism in Eukaryota, Phaeophyceae, Ectocarpales, Ectocarpaceae. The record is from the annotation of a GenBank genome assembly.
UUUUGUGGUAUCGUGCACGAGGAUCGUAAAGUGGAGGAUCCUAUGCUUGUAGAAGUGGGUGGAGAGGAUGGCGAUGGGUGUUCUCCAGACGCGGGUGGACAGCAUGAUGGCGUGCUGGAUAUGCUUUCAGGGCAGCCCGUGGUCACAAAAGUGCUAGAGCCAUCUGAGGAUCUAAAGAACACGCACACAUAUAACGAGAAAAAGGUAUCCAAGAGCCCGAAGAGGUACUACACCUAAAAAUCCCUGCAUCACCGGAUGCGUGCCCAAAAGCUGAACUGCACGUCCGUCCCACCGUUCGACUACAGUAGCAUCACCCCCUCCCUGUCCCACUCUAUACCAAAACGGAAGAUUGCCGAGUACAGCACACUGCUGUCUGAAGUGCUGUCUG